Tupaia belangeri chinensis (Chinese tree shrew) is the source of this 2513-nucleotide messenger RNA. It is a transcript of the gene ADAP1, whose product is annotated as ArfGAP with dual PH domains 1. The coding region runs from base 26 to 1150 and encodes 374 amino acids. Gene Ontology annotation, cellular component: intracellular membrane-bounded organelle; plasma membrane; cytoplasm. NCBI's taxonomy places the organism in Eukaryota, Metazoa, Chordata, Mammalia, Scandentia, Tupaiidae. The record is from RefSeq and is a predicted model, not a curated record. The transcript has 11 exons. Gene Ontology annotation, biological process: positive regulation of GTPase activity. Gene Ontology annotation, molecular function: phosphatidylinositol-3,4,5-trisphosphate binding; phosphatidylinositol bisphosphate binding; GTPase activator activity.
CCUCAUCGCGGGCGGCAUCGCGGCGAUGGCGAAGGAUCGGCGGAGGGCGGUUCUGGAGCUGCUGCAGCGGCCUGGGAACACGCGCUGUGCGGACUGCGGCGCCCCGGAUCCCGACUGGGCGUCCUACACCCUGGGAGUAUUCAUCUGCCUGAGCUGCUCUGGAAUCCACCGGAACAUCCCCCAGGUCAGCAAGGUGAAGUCGGUCCGCCUGGACACCUGGGAUGAGGCCCAAGUGGAGUUAAUGGCCUCCCAUGGGAACGAUGCGGCGAGAGCCACGUUCGAGUCCAAAGUGCCCUCUUUCUACUACCGGCCCACGUCUUCUGACUGCCAAGUGCUGCGAGAGCAGUGGAUCCGGGCCAAGUACGAGCGGCAGGAGUUUAUCCACCCUGAGAAGCAGGAGCCCUACUCGGCAGGGUACCGCGAGGGCUUUCUCUGGAAGCGUGGCCGGGACAACGGGCAGUUUUUAAGUCGGAAGUUUGUGCUGACAGAACGAGAGGGUGCCCUUAAGUAUUUCAACAGAAACGACGCCAAGGAGCCCAAGGCCAUCAUGAAGAUCGAGCACCUCAAUGCUACCUUCCAGCCAGCCAAGAUCGGCCACCCCCAUGGCCUGCAGGUCACCUAUCUGAAGGACAACAGCACUCGUAACAUCUUCAUCUACCACGAGGACGGGAAGGAGAUCGUGGACUGGUUCAACGCACUCCGAGCUGCCCGCUUCCACUACCUGCAGGUGGCGUUCCCAGGGGCCAGCGAUGCAGAUUUGGUGCCGAAGCUCUCCAGGAAUUACUUGAAGGAAGGCUACAUGGAGAAAACUGGGCCCAAGCAAACAGAAGGCUUCCGGAAGCGCUGGUUCACCAUGGAUGACCGCAGGCUCAUGUACUUCAAAGAUCCCCUGGACGCCUUCGCCAGAGGUGAGGUAUUCAUUGGGAGCAAGGAGAGCGGCUACACGGUGCUGGAGGGGCUCCCACCGUCCACCCAGGGCCAUCACUGGCCACAUGGCAUCACCAUUGUCACACCUGACCGCAAGUUCCUGUUCACCUGCGAGACAGAAUUGGACCAGAGGGAGUGGGUGGAGGCGUUUCAGAAGGUGGUGGACAGGCCCAUGCUGCCUCAGGAGUACGCAGUGGAAGCCCACUUCAAGCAUAAACCCUAGCAAGAACUGGUCCGGAGGCCUGAGGACACUGGAUUCACUGAGACAUGGCUGGUGAGGAGGCAGCUGGACCGCGGGGGCCUGUGGACAGAAGCAGCUGGGCGUCCCAAGGAGGCCCUGGCUCAGUCUCCAUGCUGCUCCUCAGGGCAGCCCUGGGCAUGGCCAGGUGGGGCCUGAGCUUCAGCCACUAGGAUAUGUUUCUCUGGAACCUCAUCGCAAGCAGAUUCGGCCCUGGGCCUGGCCUGACCUCUGACCCCGUCAUGCCACUGCUGACCACGCCCAGCCGACCUGCUCUCCUCCCUGUCUCCUGGCCCUCUCGGCUCAGAAGCAGGCCCUAUUAAUUCUCCCUGCCACCUACCCCACCUAAGGGACUCCCUAGGCCUCAGAGCAGGAUCCCCACCGUGACCAGCAUGGCUGGGCUAGCGUGGACAGCGGGCAGCAGGUCUGGCCUGGCUUCUGGGGGCUUUGGGACUGGCCGCAUGCCUACCCCUCCCAUUCUGUCCUGCCCCGACUCAGCCCAGUAACCCUGGCUUGGGCCUCCCCUCCUCCCCCAAGUAUUUAUUGAGCACCUGUUUUGUCAGUCCUGGGGGCCUGUGAGCUAGAGUGGACACAGCCCUUCUCAUGGAGCUCACCUGGCCGGGGGUUGUUGGGGUUUUCUGGGCAGAGUAAGCUGUGUGCCAAGGUCUUGGCCCCCCAACCCUUGGCUAGAGCCUCCCCUGCAAUUGUGCUUCCGCCCCCCCUCCCCCAGGGGCCACGGCCAGGAGUGGGAAGGAGACACGGAAGGGUCAGCCAGGGGCUGCCAAGCGCUGCCUGGGGCGACCCAGCGACCUGCUGCCGGAGGCUGUGCGGCUGCCCGUCAGCUUGCUGGGCAUCUCCACAUGCCCAGCCUGGUGCUCAGCGCUGACCAGUGACCCAUAUCCACCGGCCCUGACCCUGAGGUCUUCAAACCCUUUGAAGAUAGUGGCCUGAGCCACUGUAAGGCCACCAGAGGCAGGAGUGGCCCUGCAGCCCAGCCCACACCUCUUCCAACCCCAACCCCUUCCUGGGGGAAGUUCAGGCAUCUCCCACCUGGACCCCAGCUUGCUGCUGGCAGGCCAGUAGUUAAAGCCAGCUUGUAUUUAUUUCUCACCUGAUCUCCUUCCAGGACGUCCGGCUCCAAGGGCUGGCCUUGCAUGGGACCCAUGCAGGAUGGGCCUGGUGGAGCGUGUCUGUGGGGGAUGCACCUGGCAGCCCCGGUCCUUACUCAGCUCUACCAAGCAGUGCCCAGGGGAGCCCUGGACAGGCCCUCAAGGGAACCAGGAGAGGGUUCCCUAGGCCAGGUGUCCUGCUGCCCUGUGUCACAUCCUGGAAUAAAGUGUGACUCUGG